ACUCUGGAGUUCUGAUCUCCCAUAUAUAUCUAUCGACGUUAGUCGUAUUGCCUUGGAGCAGCUAAGCUUGAACAUUACAGUUCUCGAGUUUGCACUCACCAAAAACUCUCGAAUUAUAUUGUAGUGAUCAGAUCGUUGCUUGACCUGCAAAACAAACAUGACAACGCAGGCCGGCGACAAGGUGAGGCUGGAAACGACGGCGAGCACGAAGUCGAUUCCACGGGCCACGAGGCGCGAGGAGUACGCCGUGCUGGUGCGUGUGACUGCAGCUCCUGGAGCAGUCAGCGCGCGCGCCGAUGGCGUGGACCUCGUCGCCGUGCUCGACAUCAGCGGGAGCACGAGCGAGGAGGAGGGGCUGGAGCGCAUGAAGCAGGCCAUGGUGUUCGUCAUCGAUAACCUUGGCCCGGACGACCGCCUGUCCGUCGUGUCGUUCGACGACCAGGUUCAGCGCCGCACGGAGCUCAGCCAGAUGUCGGAGGGAAACAGGGCCGUCGCGAGAGCAGUGGUUGACAAACUGACAGCGGCGCCAGCGGGAGGAGGCGGUGUCAAUACGACCGGCGCGACGGAGGAAGCCGCGAAGAUCCUAGCACAGCGUGGAGAAGACGAGAAUACAAACCGUGUCGGGCGAAUCAUCUUCCUGUCAAACGGCGGCGACGACGACGACGGAGAUGUCGCCGAUCCUGGGCAGAAGCAAGACAGCCUUACCAGCCCUGACCUGGAGCUGUCAGCGGAGGCCUUCGGUCUGGGAGCCGACGACAGCCUAAGUGCCCUGAGUUACGGCGCUGGCAAAACCUCCGGCGUGUACUCGUAUGGCAAGCAGGACGUGGACAACAUCAAGGAUGCGCACACCCACGGCUUCAUGUCGGUCGACGCCGCUCUGGGCGUGCAGAUCGACCUGCAGGCGCAAGAAGGCGUGGCGAUUUCCGCGCUUGGUUCUGGCGGCCACCGGGUGAGCGUGGGCACCGGCGUCAGAGGGUCCGUCACGAUAUACAUCCACGACCUCUACCCCGGCGAGCACAAGAGCUUCAUCGUGUACCUGACGGUCCCGGAGGACGAGGAGCGCCUCCUGACGGUCGGCGGACUGUACCGGGACCCCGACCACGGCGACGAUAUCCAGUUUGACGACACUGAGGUGUCCGUCCUGCGUCCGGAUGACGCGGGCACGGACGAGACUAUCUGCCCUGGGGUGGCGGCAGAGCUCGAUCGGGCCCGCAGGCUGGUGAAUUUGGCCAUGGAAGCCAAUGCCAAGCCGAUACCCAUGCUGGAGCUUCCCCAGGAGGAUGAAGGAGGGGUUGUUGAAGAGACCAUCCCAGACGAUAAAAAGCCAGACAACGUCCCAGAGACGUUGGAGAUCCCGGUCCUGGUGACUGAGCGAGAGGAUUUCACAAACCAAGCUAACAAAGAAAAGGAAGAAGAGGGCAAAUUAGGCAAGGUGGAAAUUAUCUGGGUUAGCAAUAACCCGUACUACUCCGGCCUUAUCUUCGCCGCCACAGUGCUGCUUCUCGGGGCGGCCAUGCUUCUCACGUCAAACGGCGGCCAGAAGAGAGCUAGAACUAGCCUCGUUGACAUCUCUCAGCAUCCUGGUUGGCCCAAGAUGGAGAAGUCCCUUGGGCUGGCCAUGGCCAAAAAAGUGGAGGACUCCGGGAUCACCUCUUCCUUGCACGGUGUUUCCGUCGAGGACAUGAGCCGCACCAUCAUCACAUACAUCCACCUGGCUCUGGUGCACGCCAGUGGAAUCACUCGGCUGGAACAAAGGGUCCAAGUGCUCGAGGCGGAGAAGGAGGAGCUGCGCGUCAUGGUCGAGGCAGUCACGGAAGAGAUAGCGGAGGAGGAGAUGGCGACGUCCGUGGCUUGCAGGGACAAGAAUGAGGCGGCGGUGGAGCGUGCCCACACGAGGAUCGUGGAGCUGGAGCAGCAGCUGCAGGGCAAGAAGGCCUUCGCGGAAAGCCUGAGGUCGGAGGUAGCCAACACCGACGCGCACCUUGUGAACUGCAGCCACACCGUCGAGAUGCUGGAGGCCAAGGUCAGGGAGAUGGAGGGCGCACAUCCCAAUAUCAUUCAUAGCCGGUGAUCGUUUGACCGAACAAGAGUACAAGAAGAAAUGUUUACACGUAGGUACAUUAGUAUCCUACCAGCCUACUAUCCUAGUAGCGAUCUAAGCACAUGGUCAAACUGCAUUAUCCCUUCUCUCUCCUGUGAUUCGUGAUUACUUUCAGCACGUCAGAGGUUCGGCAAGUCAGAAGAAUAUACGGAGAUAAAAGAAGAAGAUAAGAUUCCUUGGAACUUUGUUUUU
Messenger RNA from Lolium perenne, 2293 nucleotides. RefSeq lists its product as uncharacterized. The record is from RefSeq and is a predicted model, not a curated record. Lineage: Eukaryota; Viridiplantae; Streptophyta; Magnoliopsida; Poales; Poaceae.